CGUUUGAAGCUGAGCGUUGGCUGCCAUUGGAGACGGCCAGCUAAUCCAUUCAGGCUCCAGCCCGAGCUAGAAGACCCCCGCCCAGAAUUCUGGUGGCCUAUGGAAGGGAACUGAGUCGGAUCACCAAGUAUUCCGCGCAGAUCUAACGAUCAGAGCCACCGAAGCCCGCCGGAACCCCGCCCCCAGGAGUCCGGAAGCCUCGUCUAAGUCAAAGCACCCGAAGGGACCUCCCCGAGGUGGAGCCCGCUGGCCAUGGCCGCCCCCCCGGGGGCCGGUCCUGCAGCUCUGCGCUUCGCAGCCGCAGCCAGUUGGGAAGUCGUGCGCGGACGCUGCGUGGAGCAUUUCCCGAGAGUACUGGAGUUUCUGCAAUCCUUGCGCGCUGCCGCUCCUGGUUUGGUUCGCUACCGGCACCAUGAACGCCUGUGCAUGGGGCUAAAGGCCAAGGUGGUGGUGGAGAUGAUCCUGCAGGGCCAGCCUUGGGCUCAGGUCCUGAAUGCUCUGAAUCACCACUUCCCAGAAUCUGGACAUGUGGUACGGGACCCCAAAGCUACAAAGCAAGAUCUGAGGAAGAUUUUGGAGGCACAGGAAACUUUUUGUCAGCAGGUGAAGGAGCUGUCAGAGGCUCCUGUGGAUUUGGCCUCAAAGCUACAGGAACUUGAACAAGAAUAUGGAGAACACUUUCUGGCUGCCAUGGAAAAGCUGUUUUUUGAAUAUUUGUGUCAGCUGGAAAAAGCACUGCCUACACCGCAGACUGAGCAGCUUCAGGACGUGCUGAGUUGGAUGCAGCCUGGAGUGUCUAUCACCUCUUCUCUUGCCACGAGCCAGUAUGGUGUGGACAUGGGGUGGCCACUUCCAGAGUGUUCUGUUACCGAUUCAGUGAACUUCACAGAACCCAUGGAACAGGCUCCUCCUCCGCAACCAAGACCAGCACUCCACAGUCCUCUGCCAAAAGCCAAGCCUGGCCCAUACCUUCCUCAGGGACUAGCUUCAAGGAAGCACCCAGAACCUUUAGCUGGCCACCACUUCAACCUGGCCCCUCUAGGCCAGCGAAGAGUCCAGUCGCAGUGGGCACCUGCUCGGGGAGGCCAUAAGGAGCGCCCCACAGUCAUGCUGUUCCCCUUCAGGAAUCUGGGCUCACCAACCCAGGUCAUAUCUAAGCCUGAAAACAGAGAACAUGGGAUGCACACAGCAGAUCCAGCAGAUGCCGUGUGCACACGAGCAGCCUCUGCUGGGAAGUCUAAGAAUCCAUGCCAGACUCCGGGGGGAAAGGCUCUGAAGGAGAACCCAGUUGACUUGUCUGCCUCAGAGCAGGAGAAUUGCUUGGAUUGCUCCACGGACCCCCUGAGACUAUUAUUAUCACCUCCUAGGGCCAGGAAGCCAGUGUAUUCUCCAUCUCUGUGCAGCUCCGUCAUUACCAUAGGGGACUUGGUUUUAGACUCUGAUGAGGAAGAAAAUGGCCAGAGGGAUGGAAAGGUGAGUAGGAAGGAGCAGAAAGCUGGGGAAGGGGAUGGGCAGAGCAAGACUAAGAAAUCCACAUGCUUCAGGAUACAGAGGGCUCGGGGAAUGGUUUGGGAUGAUAGGAUCUCCCUGCUCCCUUCCUUACAGGAGACUCUGGAAAACUAUCAGAAGACAAAGUUUGACACCCUGAUCCCCACCUUCUGUGAAUACCUUCCCCCUUCUGGCCCCAGUGCCAUGCCUGGCCCUUCCCAUGACCAUAUAGACAGACAGCUCUAGACUCCUAUGACAGGACUAAAAUGCCCUUUGCACUCUGCCUGUCUCCUGCCUCCUCAGCUCUGCAAGCAGUUUAAUGGGAAUGAAGUGGAAACCCAGGCUUGGGUUGCCUGACUACAUUGCUUAAAAUACUUUGUAAUGCUUGAUAAUUAAACUUUGGAUUUGUUA
Molecule: messenger RNA, 1899 nt
Organism: Propithecus coquereli (Coquerel's sifaka)
Lineage: Eukaryota; Metazoa; Chordata; Mammalia; Primates; Indriidae
Gene: TINF2
Product: TERF1 (TRF1)-interacting nuclear factor 2
Exons: 8
Coding region: 253-1734 (493 amino acids)
Biological process (GO): regulation of telomere maintenance via telomere lengthening; telomere capping
Cellular component (GO): shelterin complex
Molecular function (GO): telomeric repeat DNA binding
Source: RefSeq, a predicted model, not a curated record